UACGGACAUAUUUAUCUCGCUGGACCGGAAGUGUUGUUGUAGUCAGCGUGCGGUUAGUUUCUAUAGGUGUCAGAAGAAUGAAUUAAUACAAUUAAUACAUAAUAAGCAUAUAUAUUUGAAUUAAAUCGUAAGAGAAAAUAUGGCAGCGAAACGCAAAGCUGAUUUAUCGGUGCCUGCAGAGGAAAGUGAUCAGCUCCUCAUCAGACCACUUGGAGCUGGGCAGGAGGUGGGAAGGUCAUGCAUCAUUCUAGAGUUCAAGGGACGGAAAAUCAUGCUGGACUGUGGAAUCCACCCAGGAUUGGAAGGAAUGGAUGCUCUUCCCUAUAUUGACUUGAUCGAUCCUGCUGAGAUAGACCUGCUUCUUAUCAGCCAUUUCCACUUGGACCACUGUGGAGCCUUGCCUUGGUUUCUCCAGAAGACCAGUUUCAAAGGAAGGACCUUCAUGACCCACGCCACCAAAGCUAUUUACCGCUGGCUGCUGUCUGAUUAUGUCAAAGUCAGUAACAUCUCAGCCGACGACAUGCUGUACACAGAGACGGACUUGGAGGAGAGCAUGGACAAGAUCGAGACCAUCAACUUCCACGAGGUGAAGGAGGUGGCCGGCAUCAAGUUCUGGUGUUACCAUGCCGGUCACGUCCUGGGGGCAGCCAUGUUCAUGAUCGAGAUAGCUGGCGUGAAGAUCCUCUACACAGGGGACUUUUCCCGACAGGAGGACAGGCAUCUGAUGGCAGCAGAGAUCCCCAGCGUCAAGCCUGACAUCCUCAUUACUGAGUCCACGUAUGGAACACACAUCCAUGAGAAGAGGGAGGAGCGGGAGGCCCGGUUCUGCAACACAAUCCAUGACAUCGUCAACAGAGAGGGCCGCUGUCUCAUCCCCGUGUUCGCCUUGGGCCGAGCCCAGGAACUGCUGCUCAUCCUGGACGAGUACUGGCAGAACCACCCAGAGCUCCAUGACAUUCCCAUCUACUACGCGUCGUCUCUGGCCAAGAAGUGCAUGGCCGUCUACCAGACCUACGUCAACGCUAUGAACGACAAGAUCCGCAAGGCCAUUAACGUCAACAACCCCUUCGUCUUCAAGCACAUCAGCAACCUCAAGAGCAUGGACCACUUUGAUGACAUCGGGCCCAGUGUGGUGAUGGCCUCUCCAGGUAUGAUGCAAAGCGGUCUGUCAAGAGAGCUGUUUGAGAGCUGGUGCACCGAUAAGAGGAACGGCGUCAUCAUCGCCGGCUACUCUGUGGAGGGUACCCUCGCCAAGCACAUUAUGUCAGAGCCAGAGGAGAUCACCACCAUGUCAGGCCAGAAGCUGCAGCUGAAGAUGUCUGUGGACUACAUCUCUUUCUCAGCGCACACUGACUACCAGCAGACCAGCGAGUUCAUCAGGGCUCUCAAACCCCCUCAUGUGAUCCUGGUGCACGGGGAGCAGAAUGAGAUGGCCCGUCUGAAAGCCGCUCUGAUCAGGGAGUACGAGGACAAUGAUGAGGUCCACAUCGAGGUGCACAACCCCCGGAACACUGAGGCCGUCACACUCAACUUCAGAGGAGAGAAGCUGGCUAAGGUGAUGGGCUCCCUGGCUGAUAAGAAGUGUCAGCAGGGUCAGAGGGUGUCUGGGAUCCUGGUCAAACGCAACUUCAGCUAUCACAUCCUCACCCCCUCAGAUCUGUCCAACUAUACAGACCUGGCCAUGAGCACGGUGAAGCAGACCCAGGCCAUUCCCUUCACUGGACCCAUCUCUCUGUUGGCCAGCCAUCUACGCAACCUGGCAGGGGAUGUGGAGGAGGUGGAGUCUGCAGAGAAAAUCACACUCAGGAUCUUCAAGAAUGUCACACUGGUGCAUGAGGCUGGCAUGGUGGUUUUAGAGUGGAUCGCCAACCCUCUGAAUGACAUGUAUGCUGAUGCGGUCACCACAGUGGUUCUGGAGGUCCAGUCCAACCCUAAAGCGCAGAAAGUUAUGGAACACAAGAAAGAAGGUAUAGAUCUGGAUGUUUUCCAGCAGAGGCUGGAGAUUAUGCUCCUUGACAUGUUUGGGGAGGACUGUGUGGACUUCAAGGACAAUAAGAACCUGACGGUAACAGUGGACGGGAAUACUGCCUUCAUCUGCCCAGAGACCAGAACGGUGCAGUAUGAGGAGGGCAGUGCUGAAGAUGAGACCCUGAGAGAGAUGGUGGAGCUGGCUGUGCAGAGGCUCUAUGACGCUCUCAACCCUGUCAUCUGAGGAGAGCCAUCCACCUCCUCCCCUCUCUCUCUCUGGAAAGGCAGCCUGUGCCAGAAGCAAUAGGCACGGCCCAACAGACCCCGGUUCCCAAACAGCAUCACCCAGAGGCACUUGCCCACUUUUCUUUACUGGCAGUGCAGUACUGAUAUGGUCUAUAUGAAGAGUUUUCCCGUGUAUUAUUAAUUGAUAUGUGUAUGUUAGCCGGGCAUUGAUUACAGUGGAUAUUUUCUACAUGUUGUCCAGUACUUGUAUUGUAACGAUUCAAAGUAUGUAAUGUCUUGACAACAUUGCCCCCUCCGUUUCAUUCCUCUGUAAUUCUAGCUGCCUUAUCACAUAAAGGAGGAAUCUGUGUUUGGAAAAGUGUAGAUUCCGCAGGAAUCAACCUCCCAUUGACUUACGUUGAAUUCUCAACGUGUAGACUUUGUAUAUCUGUAUUAUGCAUUGCAUUGAUAAAAUUUGUUUAAAAAAAAUAAAGUAAUAAAGGACCGCUGGCCACAUUUCUGAACUAA
This is a messenger RNA of Salvelinus fontinalis (brook trout), 2721 nucleotides long. It is a transcript of the gene cpsf3, whose product is annotated as cleavage and polyadenylation specific factor 3. Lineage: Eukaryota; Metazoa; Chordata; Actinopteri; Salmoniformes; Salmonidae. Gene Ontology annotation, cellular component: mRNA cleavage and polyadenylation specificity factor complex. The record is from RefSeq and is a predicted model, not a curated record. Gene Ontology annotation, biological process: mRNA 3'-end processing by stem-loop binding and cleavage. The transcript is spliced from 18 exons. Gene Ontology annotation, molecular function: RNA binding; 5'-3' exonuclease activity; RNA endonuclease activity. The coding region runs from base 140 to 2212 and encodes 690 amino acids.